AACACUCCUCAGUGAUUGGUUACUCUCUUGUUAAAACACAGCGCUGUACCUUGAAUGUUGUUCCUGUCCUGAGUUGGGAAACACACGCCAGGCUCAGCCAUGGAUCUGGUGUUAAACGUAGCCGACCACUACUUCUUCACGCCGUACCUGUACCCAGCCUCGUGGGCAGAGGAUGGCGCCCUGCGGCAGAUCCUGAGCCUGCUGGUGGUGACCAACCUCGGGGCGGUGGUCCUCUAUUUGGGCCUGGGGGCCCUCAGCUACUACUUCAUCUUUGACCAUAACCUCAUGAAACAUCCCCACUUCUUGGAGAAUCAGGUUCGCAGGGAGAUCAAAUACGCACUGACCUCUCUGCCAUGGAUCAGCAUCCCCACCGUCGCCUUGUUCUUCGCCGAAGUUCGAGGAUACAGCAAAGUGUACGACAAUGUCCACGACUCUCCGUUGGGGUGGACUGGGCUCUUCCUGAGUAUGAUCUCUUUCCUGCUUUUCACUGACAUGUGCAUUUACUGGAUUCAUCGCUUCUUGCAUCAUAAGCUGAUUUAUAAGCUCUUUCACAAGCCACAUCACGUGUGGAAGAUCCCCACGCCAUUCGCCAGCCACGCCUUCCACCCGGUUGACGGCUUCAUGCAGGGGCUCCCCUACCACAUCUACCCGUUUCUCUUCCCGCUCCACAAGGUGCUCUACUUGGUCCUCUAUGUUUUUGUCAACAUCUGGACCAUCUCCAUCCACGACGGCGACUACCGCGUCCCCAGCGCCAUGACGGGUCUCAUCAAUGGCUCGGCGCAUCACACCGACCACCACCUUUUCUUUGACUACAACUAUGGCCAGUACUUCACGCUGUGGGACCGCCUGGGGGGCUCCUACCGACAUCCGUCAGCCCUCAUGGGAAAGGGUCCCCACGACCUGAUCCGCAGGCUUCGAGCAGAGGGAAAGUUAGACAGCGGCAAAAUCAAUGGACAGAGUGGCAUCUCGCGCAAAGAGGAGUAGCAAUCGCUUUUCUGAAGACAAUCGCAAGAGACAAUCAGUAAUCCUCUGGAAAUCAUACAAUCAUUAAGUUUGCACUUGCUAAAUAGGGAAUUGCUGAGCGCAAUGUGACUACCGGUAGUUGUAACUUGGGAUGUUCAAUACCAGAGCUUUUUUUCAGGCCGAUAAAAGCACAAGUAUUCACUCAA
Molecule: messenger RNA, 1169 nt
Organism: Hippocampus zosterae (dwarf seahorse)
Lineage: Eukaryota; Metazoa; Chordata; Actinopteri; Syngnathiformes; Syngnathidae
Gene: sc5d
Product: sterol-C5-desaturase
Exons: 5
Coding region: 100-984 (294 amino acids)
Molecular function (GO): oxidoreductase activity; iron ion binding
Source: RefSeq, a predicted model, not a curated record